UUUUUGUUUACGCGGCAUUUUGUUCUUCGGAACAUGAUGUCGAGUGGAGUCAGAUGUUCUGAAAGGAAUGAUCCUAAUUGUUCCAAUACAUUUAACCAAAAAAUACCAGAAUGCGAACUACUUCCAGAUUACCAUUUUUACUGUCAACUUGCCCAUGGAAGCCCUACCGGAAUUAUACAUGGUUUUAAAACAGUCCGUCAGCUCCACACGAAAAUAUCGGAGUGUUUUGAUAUAAAUCCAUCUCAGAUUAUGUAUUGUACACGUAAUACACAUAAAUUAGAUAUGGAUAAAUUAUUAAGUUAUGAAAUUGGUUUAAAUGAUUUUUUAUUUGCACAUAUUAAAGGACAACCAAAAGAGAUUAAAAUACGUAAAACAAGUGAAUCAUUUGGUUUAACAUUAACAGAUAAUGGUUGUGGUGUAGUCAUUAUAAAACGUAUUAAACCUGGAGGUUUUAUGGAUAAAGUAUCUAAAGCAUGUCAUGGUUUAAUACAACCUGGUGAUCAAAUUGAAAAAAUCGAUGAUAUUUCAUUUAAUGGUCGACGUCAUUAUCAUGUAGCAUCUUAUUUACAAAGUAUUCCUAUCACAAAUGUAUUUUGUCUACGAUUAAUUUCACCAGAACGUUGUCCUAUGUAUAUGAUAAGUUCACGUUCAAAAGGUAGAAAUAGUCAUGUUGGAUCAGGCAAACGAACUAUUCGUUUUAAACAAGAUGGAAAUUUAGAAGAAAAUGAGAUUGUAGAUGUUGAAAUUGAAGGAAUUCAAAGAAUUAAUGAAAUACUUGGUGAUAGUCUUGGUUUUGAAGAUAAUGAGCUUGAACCCAAGGACCUCAAUAGCAUUAUCUAGCGCAGAGAAUGAGAUUAUACUAAAUACGUAAUUCUGAGCUACAAAUGUUCAUCGUUGUUUCAAAAUCUAAAUCACACUCGUAAUGAACGAUUCAAUACUUUUAUUAGCGUGUUCUGAACAUAGGUAGUUUCAGCUGUUCUCCUUAGUGGACAAUCCUUUCCAGCUGUUUUCAAUUGUUAUUCAUAUCUGAUUAUGUUUCCUGAAGUGAUGUGUUGUUUGGCCUUUCUCUCUUCCGCUUCCCUUCAGGAUUGCAAUUUAGAGCUUGCUUCGUGAUGCAGUUUGGUGAUUUCCGUAAUAUAUGUCCUAUCCAUUUCUUAAUUUUCUCUUCACCUAGAAGCUGGUUGUUGCUAAUGAUAUCCGACCAAUGGAUGUUGUGUAUCUUGCGUAGACAGCUAUUUAUAAAUACUUGCAACUUCUUGAUGAUGAUUGUAGUAGUUCUUCAAGUUUCAGCUCCUAUUUUGACUUUGAUACUAGUUGACAGAAAAUUGUUUUGAUUUCUAUAAAUAUACAUUGUUAGUUGGUUGCUAACUACAAAUAAAACUAGUGAUAAACAUUUUUUUAAAAUUAUUGAUUCCUGUCAAGUACACAGAUCAUGAAAAACAAACACAAACAACCAUAAAACAUCACAUCAACAUAUUUCUCGCAUAUUCAAUCAUCAAACUCCGUAUGCUAUCGGUUAUUAAUCUUAGUUACAUACCUAACUUCAGUACUGAUAUACAUAUACAUAUAUAUAUAUAUAUAUAUAUAUAUAUAUAUAUAUAUAUAUAUAUAUAUAUAUAUCAGUCACUGUCAAAUCAAAUCAUUGAUUGUUCACUACACUACCAUUUUUUCCUUUACACAAUAAAAAUUGUAACCUCCUUUGUUUGAUCACUGGAAUUCAUCAUGAACGACAUAAGUGUAGUACAUAAAUAAUUAAAAGAAAAACACUUGAAAGAAAAACAAAAAACACGAGAAAGAAAAAGAGUGAAAAGAAGAGUAAUGAAGUCGUUAAUCGUUUAUUUUCUUCUACAUAACAACAACAACAAUAAUAAUAAUCAUAAAAUGGAGUAGUUUAAUGAAAUUAAUGUGAUAUAUCAUUAUAUCAUAUAAAAUAAUUAAUACGUAAGAAAAUGUAUCCAACAUAGGAAAUUGACUGAGAGUAUUUAUAUUCAUAAGAAUAAAUAAAUACUAAAUUCAUUCUUUAUUUAUAUUAAUAAAACUAUUGGUAUGUGAUCAAUUUAAAUGAAGAAAAUUUCACAAUAGAUUCUAAUCAACUAAGUAAAUAUUCUAUGAUAUAAUAGUUGAGAUUGUCAGUGAAUUGAAAUUAGAUCAUCAUGAAAAAUCUGGAAACAUUCGACGAUCGUUUCAUCCUAUUGUGGGACUCUUCAAAAGUGAGCAUACAUGAUCAUGCCUCAAGAGAUUUAAACUGAGGAUCUAUCAAUUUCGUACACGAACGCUUAACCUCUAGAUCAGUGAGCCGGUCAGCAUACAACUGUGUUCAUGUCUAACAUCAAUUAAUCCACCGAAUUGAACGACACAUCCAUUAUUGUCUUCAGUGAGUUACUAUUUUAUAACAGAUCAGUUGAAUUUCACUGGUCACUAAUUCUCACUAGAACUCCAGGAAAUACUUCUUAAAGCUAGAUACUAAUGAGCAUAUGUUGAUUCAUAUCAGAAAGGUUAAUAGUAAUAUAGUAAUAUAGUAAGUACGAAAAUGUAAAAAUUUUUUUUUUUGAAUAAAGUGCAUUAUAGGAGAAUAUCCUCUUGUCAAUUGAGAUAGCAAUGAUAAUAAUAUUGUUGUGUGAAUAUAAUAUGUAGUAAGGGGGAUAUUACGCUUAUUACGAUAAACGAAUUAGGAAUGAUGGAUGUGAAGAUUAAGAUAGAGGUAAUCAAAAAAAGAAGAGGGCAAGAUAUUUAUAAUACUCAGUUUAGGUAUUCGGUGAUCCAGUAAAUGUAGAGGCUGGAUACACCUUUUCUGGAUACAUAAGUUUGGUUUUUUGGAGUCGAUCUAAAUGGCUUAGGCUAUGUAGAAUAACCGUGAUGUACAUCCUUGAGGUAGAUAUUUUGGAACUUGAUAUAAAACAGAGAAAGCUUCCUCUAUUUUUAUAUGAUGUUCAUUAUCUACCCAGUAAGAAAGGAUAGUGCUGUUGAUCGAUUUAGUGACUCCUUUUCCUAACGAUGCUGGUACAUAUUCACGAACACGCAAAAAUAAAGCCCACUGAGUACGGUCUAUGAAAUUAGCCUCACAGGAGCAGUUGAAUUGGUAUACACACAUAGUAUAUUGACUGAUAGACACCGUGAGGCUAUUCGCAAGCAAAAAUUGAAUGAACACAUUCCUAUCACCAAACGUAAUAAUGGAUCGGGCAUCGUUAUUCUAAACAAGAUAGACUACAUAGAUAAGAUGAGUUCCCUACUGAGUGAUCAAACUAAAUUCCAAAAGCUUGGGUCAUAUAAAGACCUCAACGAAAAGACCGAACGUCAACGAACUGCAGCAUUAGAAAUUUUUAAAACAACAUCAAUACGUCUUUGAGCAUACCUAUGAUGGGCUCAGGCCUUCUAGAACACAUACCUCUCGACUAUAUGGCGCACUUGUGCGAGACACAUAAGCUAAGGGUUCGAAUCCCAUGAGGCGAGAUCGUGGGUGUGCACUGAUGACGAGUCCCGUAGUAGAACAAAACAACCAUAAAGCGCUUCCCAGGUUUUUCUUGAUGGUCUAACUUCAAUUGACUAAUCAAUUCAACUAUUAAAAAUAACUACAAAAUAUGUAUUACAUAUUAUCAAAAAGGAGUUUUGUAAAGAUUUUAGUAAUUUCAAUAGUGGAAUUCAUAAGUCAAAUAAAGCUAGACUACCAUGAAAAACCUGAAAACAUUAGACAAACAUUUUGUCUUAGUAUCGGACACCUUAACGGUACACAGCUACGAUCCCACUCCAUGAGAUUCAUGAAUUCAAACUUUUCAAUAUAACAGAUUGAAAUCAUGAGUCAACUAAAGAUAGACCACCAUUCAGAACCUGGAAGCAUUGGACGGCCGUUUCGUCCUAGUAAGGGAUUCCUCAGCAGUGCACAUCCACGAUCUCUCACCCUGCGAAAUUCAAACUUAGGACCUAUUAGUCUCGUGCCAGGUGCUUCACCAACUAGACCAUUGAGCCGGCAUCCAAUCGUGAUAAUGCUUAACUUCAACCAUACCACGAAGUUUUGCAACCGUAAACCAUUGUCUUCAGUGAAUUGAUAUCUUACAACAGACCUGGUUAAAUUUCAAUAUCAUAUAAUUUUCAAAAAAUAUUUUCAUGUUUAAUCUCAUGUUUAUUGUUAUUUAUUCUUUUGUUUUGUUUUUGUUUGUUUGUUUUGUUUUUGUUUUUGUUUUCUUUUUUCUUUCUUUUCUUUAUUUUAAUAAUUAGCAUUCUAUCUAUAUAAAUUAGCUAAAUCAUCAUUAAAUCCAAAUGAUUUAGAACAACAUAUGAAUAGAAAUAAUAAAUUAUUUGAAUUUAUAUUACCGAAAACAUUAAUUCAUUUAUUAUGGAAAACAGCUCAUUUCAAUGAAUCUAAUUCAAUGAAUCUUAUUAUUCAUACUAAAUAUAAUGAUCAUUAUCAUUGAAAGUUUUAUAAUCUAAAGAAAUAUAUGAUAGUAAUUCUAUCAUUGUUGGUUCAUGAAUAAAUAUACAAUUUCAUGUAUGUGAUAAUAUAGAAUAGGUGAAUCAGAAUUUUCACUACCGGUGAAAAGAAGACAUUACUAUCUCUCUAUCACUCACUCCCUCUCUCUCUCUCUCGCUCCCGUUAUCCUUCCCCUAUUCUUCUACAUGCUCUCUAUUUCUCUGUCGCCUGUCUACCUGUUCCGCAUUACUAUCUCUCACUCACUCACUCACUCACUCACUCACUCACUCACUCACUCACUCACUCAUUCACUCACUCUCUCUCUCUCGUUAUCCUUCCCUUAUUCUUCUGCCUGCGCUCUAUUUCUCUAUCGCCUGUCUACCCGUUCCGCAUUACUAUCUCUCAUUCUAUAUAUAUAUAUAUAUCUUUCUCUCGUUAUCCUUCCCCUACUCUUCUGCAUGCGCUAUUCUUCUCUAUCCCUCGUAUAUACUUCUGGGCGCUCUCUUUCUCACUCUCUCUAUAUCCCUCUCUUUUUUUUUCUAGGUUACUUGUAAUUAUAAGUAUGGAAAAUAGUUUAAUUGAAAACGCUUUAUUGAACGAUGUAUAAUUUUUAACGCUUUAAAUAUAAAUAUAUAUUGAAUGAAAUUAUUUUAAUGCAUAAUUUAUCUGAUUAUUGUGUGUACAUUUUGUUUAUAUAUGAAUAAUAA
Messenger RNA from Schistosoma intercalatum, 5112 nucleotides. NCBI's taxonomy places the organism in Eukaryota, Metazoa, Platyhelminthes, Trematoda, Strigeidida, Schistosomatidae. The record is from the annotation of a GenBank genome assembly.